CAACCGCCGACAAGCAGUGAGCUGUAGUCCUGUCGGGGGCAUAUUGUAAAAGCACCCUUGUGAAAGAGAAAGGCACGUGGAACUACGUUUCCCAUAAAGCCCCCCGUGCCGCAGUUUGGCGACCGAAAGAUGCUUCUUGUCUUUCCCAGUGUAGCUGUUAGCCAAAGCUUAGCCUUGUCCUGAGCCGAUAGGAUGGGAGUAUCAGACGUGAAGUGUGAUACAAAUGCUGUCCCUGUGGUUGAUCUCUCAGCUCGCAGUAUGCAGAAGCUGGAUCCCAGUUUCACAUGCUCCGAGGACACCCACACCCUCAUCUUGGACCGUAACAACAUCAUGAAGCUGGAUCACCUGGAACGCUGCCCAAGCCUUCAGCAGCUAUCUGUAGCCAAUAACCGAUUGGUGAGAAUGAUGGGGGUCUCCCAACUCAGAGAGCUGAGAGUCCUCAAUCUUCCCAAUAACAGUAUUGGCUACAUUGAAGGGCUGCGAGAUCUGUCCCAUCUGACAUGGCUCAACCUGUCAGGAAACAACAUCAAGGUCAUUGAGCAACUGAACAGCUGUGUGUCUCUCCAGCACUUGGAUCUUUCUGAUAAUAACAUAUCUGCCAUAGGUGACCUGACUAAACUAGAGUCAUUAAAGACGCUGCUGCUCCAUGGAAACAGCAUAACAACGCUCCGCACUGUUCCUGCCCAUCUGCCUGCCCAUUUAUCAAUUCUCUCCCUGGCAGAAAAUGAGAUAAGGGAUCUUAAUGAAGUGUCAUACCUGGCCCCUCUUCAUGAACUGGAGCAGCUGUCCAUCAUGUGCAACCCCUGCGUCAUGGUGACUCCCUCGUUGCCAGGUUUCGAUUAUCGACCGUACAUCAUGAGCUGGUGCCUAAACCUGAAGGUCCUCGACGGCUACAUAGUGUCGCAAAAAGAAGGUCUCAAAGCAGAGUGGCUCUACAGUCAGGGGAAAGGUCGCUCAUAUCGACCUGGGCAGCAUGUUCAGCUGGUUCAGUACCUGGCCACUGUUUGCCCUCUGACGGCGUCACCUGCCCUGGAGACGGCAGAAGAUGCCAAACUGGAGAAGAUCCUCAGUAAACAGAGAUUUCACCAACGGCAGCUGUUGGAGGAGACGCGCGGAGACUGUCCCAGUCCUCCUCGUCCGACUCAGCUCGAUGUUGAAAGCCAGAGCCCUUCACGUCCAGCUUCACAGAGCGGAGACCGAGAGGUGAAAAAAAUCCCCACGCCUGCACUCGCUGCCGCUCCGUCUGUCCAGGAGAAAGAGCCAGUCGUGCAGUUCAACACUUGGGUAAGUUGCGAUGCAUCUCAUGCGUCGCUGCCAGCCGUUCGCAGCCCAAGGAUUACAGCGGAGCACAUUUUUUUGGAAGACGUGCAAACCGACGAGGACAAAAUCAACUGCAGCUUGCUUUCCUCUGAGUCCACCUUCCUUCCCUUCACGUCUGACCUGCACCCACAAACGGGCCACACCGACAGCGAAGACGAGACGGAGACGUUUGAGCCCGAUUCUCUGGCUCCAAAGCGACCAUCGCAAUCCAGAAAUUCCAACCCUAACAAGACCAACGAGUCGCCUCCCACAGAGAAGAACCCGAGUAAACCUGGUGGAGAGAAUAACGCAUCUGUUGCCACGACAACAGCUGCAUCCACGGCAAGGGUUGCCAUGCCAAAAGAUCCUACAGAGACGCCCUUUGACUUUGGGGAAGUAGAAAGUAAAGACACUGGAAAAGCAGCACAAGUGAGCUCGUCCGUCGACAAACUAAAUCUGCUGGAGGCAAAUGAGGCGGCGGUCAGAAUCCAGUCCUGGUGGCGAGGGCACUCUGUUCGAUGUUUUCAUCCCGCAGCCAAAGAAGUGCGCAGCGAAAUCCGUCUGCGCCGAAUGCAGGAACACAUCCUCUUCCUGUCUGAUAAGCUGGAAAUCAGGGUGGAGAAGCAGUACGAGGAGGAGAGGCUCCAAAGGCUGGUUCAGGAGGAGGCGGUGAAGUUUCUAUGGAAAGAGCUUCAGUCCAUGCAGCAGUGGAAGCAGUCAGUGGAGAACAAGCUUGCAGCCGUUACACCACCAGCUCCUCCGGCUCCGACCUAUUCUCCGGGGGUUUGCCACACAGCCCCUCCUGCCGCCUCAAGCACCACAAACCCUCCCAUCACAGACGUCUCCUUUCCGGACUCUGGGUUCCAGUCGACCAAUGAGCAGCAGGCUGCGCAGGAGGACAGCUUUCUGAGCAGCGGGACGGCCGACUCUCUGAAGACGGUUCGAGCGCUGAGCUCGGUCCGGAGUGGCUUCGCCGGCGUGGGCGACGGUGCCGACAGCGCAGACUGCAGCCUGCUGGACGAAUACCUGUCUUCUGUACAGCAGAGGGAGGAGGAGGCUGAAGGGGCAAACAGCGAUAAAACAGAAACUCCACACACGUCCCCAAGCAGGACAGCUUCAACCAACAACACCCCCAUGCAGAAGGCACCACAAAGCACACCAGAGUUGGCCUGACAUCCUUAUCCAGAAUGUGUGUGAAUAAUUAUUCUGCGUGGGAGUCAGACAUUUUGUUCCUUAGUAAGACCUUGAUUAGAUCUGUAAACUGUAUUCUUCUUGAUUACAAAUGAAGCUCAAUUUUAACUCUCAGAAGAAGCUUGAAACUCUAACGUACACUGAAUGUAACUUAAGCUGUUUUGUACAAUCUGUUCUGGUUAUCACUGGACAUUUAGUGCGAUGAAAAUACAUUGAUUGAAUGUAGCAACAGAAUUUCUAACAGUUAAUGUGGACAAAGUUCAUCAGUAACUACUGCGAAUACAAUUAGAGGCUGACAGUUACACAAUGUAUGUUAUUGUAUUUUUUUGUAUUUUUGAUCUGUUUACCAAUGUAGAUUUUUGUCAACUUUUGGGUUUGAUAAGUUUUAGCGGUUGUGCUAUUUUCAAAAAUGUAAAUAAAUACGUAGAUAUGCAUCAUUGGCGCAGAAGAUCAGCACAUGUCUGUCCUACUUGAAUGACUUUCCUGUCUUUCUCAUUUCGAAGACAGAAGCUUCCUUGUCUCGGCCCCAGAGCUCAGAAACCAGUUUAUUUGUAUUCACCUCCAAGCUGGACUUCGCACGACUACAGUCUGUUCACAAGCCUCUUUCUGUGCUCCGGAUGUUUGAGCUUCAUUGUAAUUUCCAGGAAUUGUUCUAUGCGUCUGAUGCUGGAGUCACAUUUUGCACACAGUGUUGGUGCAUAUCCUUCCAUGAAUAACCAUUUUCCACAUCUGCUUGCAUCCAUCCAUUUCCUAACACCCUCAUCCCGUCAGGGUGUAGCUCCAGCUGCCAACAAACACUGUCUCCACAAACAGUUGUUGUUAAUUAAUGGGACGAAAGUUUCAAAAGGUCACCUGAAAAAUCCACUCUCUGAUGUAGUCAAUUGUUAAAUGGAAAGAAUAAAGCUACAGUAUACAGAGCUUUUA
Messenger RNA from Poeciliopsis prolifica (blackstripe livebearer), 3414 nucleotides. RefSeq names its product centrosomal protein 97 (gene cep97). The record is from RefSeq and is a predicted model, not a curated record. The transcript is spliced from 11 exons. The coding region runs from base 193 to 2472 and encodes 759 amino acids. Gene Ontology annotation, molecular function: protein binding. NCBI's taxonomy places the organism in Eukaryota, Metazoa, Chordata, Actinopteri, Cyprinodontiformes, Poeciliidae.